Molecule: messenger RNA, 2210 nt
Organism: Cucurbita moschata (crookneck pumpkin)
Lineage: Eukaryota; Viridiplantae; Streptophyta; Magnoliopsida; Cucurbitales; Cucurbitaceae
Product: scarecrow-like protein 4
Exons: 1
Coding region: 221-2041 (606 amino acids)
Biological process (GO): regulation of DNA-templated transcription
Cellular component (GO): nucleus
Molecular function (GO): DNA-binding transcription factor activity; sequence-specific DNA binding
Source: RefSeq, a predicted model, not a curated record
UCCCCCUCUUCUCUCUCUCCCUCUCUCUCAUUCUCUCUCUCCUCCAACGGACUUGUUCUUCCCUUCUGUUCCACACUCUCUGCCUUGUGUUUUUGUUUCCCCCAAUUUUUCCCACUUUCCAUCUCUCUCUCUCUGCUUUCUUCUUCUUUCUUGUUCCGGUAAUGUAACUCGCUCCUUUCUCUCUGGUUUUGGGAGAGCAAGGUUGUACUGUUACAGGUUAAUGGCGUAUAUGUGCGCAGACAGUGGCAAUCUAAUGGCAAUUGCCCAACAAGUCAUCAAGCAGAAACAACAGCAGGAGCAGCAGCAGCAACAGCAGCAGCAGCUUUGUCCGCUUACCCCCUUUUCGCUUCUUCCUUGGACUACUACCAAUUCUUCUCCAACAAUGGCUUCUUCUUCUUCUUCUCCUAAUUUAUCCUUUGGGGUUUCUGGUUCUGCCUUCGCUGACCCCUUCCAGGUCGCCGGAGAUGCGGAUUCUGCUGAGCCGGCUUUUCAUUUUCCCAAUUUGGAGCAUCCAUCUGCUGGGUUUAGGUUCUUCCCUAACUUCGGCGGUGGGGAGUUCGACUCUGAUGAGUGGAUGGAUAGUUUGGUCGGCGGUGGAGAUUCGACGGAUAGCUCUACUCUGCCGUCUGGUUGUGAUGCUUAUGCCGAGUAUGGUCUCUUUGGUGUGGAUCUCUUUAAUGGCUCUCCGAGUCGACUCGUUGUCGCUUGCUCUCCGCCGUCUGAUUUUAACCGAGCUGUUCUACCGGAAAGUUCGUGCAACACGAGUACCGUUCCGCCGCCGCCGUGGAGUUCUCCUCCGCCAUCAAUAAAGGAUGCUAGAGUAGCCAAUCCACCGGCGGAGAAGCUGCAGACGAACGACGUUGUAGAAGCCUCGUCGAGCGCGCCUGAAGAGGUGUUGCCGUCCCCGCCACCGCCGCUUCUUAAAGUCUUGCUGGAUUGUGCGCGGCUCUGUGAUUCCGAGCCCGACAGAGCCGUAAAAACUCUCGAUCGGAUCGGUAAAUCGUUGCUAGAACAUGGAGAUCCGAUUGAGCGAGUGGCGUUUUACUUCGGCGAAGCUCUUCGGAACAGAUUAUCCCCGGCGGCGAGGAACAAUUUCAUGGAUUCAAUUGAGACCGAUGCUAAUUCCGAAGAUUUCUUGCUCUCGUACAAAGCUCUGAACGACGCUUGUCCUUACUCCAAGUUCGCACAUCUCACGGCGAACCAAGCAAUUCUGGAAGCUACACAGAGAGCCAGUAAAAUACACAUUGUCGACUUCGGAAUCGUUCAGGGCGUUCAAUGGGCGGCGCUUCUGCAAGCUUUGACCACGCGAGCCACCGGAAAGCCUAUCAAAGUUCGUAUCUCCGGAAUACCUGCACCAUCGCUUGGGGAGUCUCCAGCGGCGUCGCUGUACGCCACCGGCAAUAGACUCUCCGAGUUCGCAAAGCUUCUGGAACUGAAUUUCGAGUUCGAACCGAUUCUAACGCCGAUUGAGGAUCUGAACAAAUCGAGCUUCAGCAUCCAAUCGGACGAGGUAUUGGCGGUGAAUUUCAUGCUUCAAUUGUACGGUCUCCUCGACGAGGUUCCGGUUGGUGUUCAUAAUGCUCUCCGAUUAGCGAAAUCGCUAAGCCCUAAAAUUGUGACUCUCGGCGAGUACGAGGCGAGUUUGAACCGGACUGAAUUCUACAAUCGCUUCAAAAACGCAUUGAAAUACUACUCCGCCAUUUUCGAAUCGCUAGAGCCAAACCUGCCUCGAGACUCGCCGGAAAGGCUCCAAUUAGAGAAACUGUUGAUCGGUCGUCGAAUCGCCGGCGUGAUUGGAACGGAAGAAGAAUCAGGAAGCAAAAGAAGAGUACGCAUGGAAGACAAAGAAGAAUGGAAGAAUUUGAUGGAGAGCUCCGGAUUCGAACCUGUAGCACUCAGCCAUUACGCCAUUAGUCAGGCCAAAAUACUUCUAUGGAACUACAAUUACAAUUCUCUCUACUCUCUGAUCGAAUCGGCACCGGAAUUUCUUUCUCUGGCAUGGAACGACGUACCUCUCUUAACUGUAUCUUCCUGGCGUUGAUCGAUUGCCUAUAAUUUUUCUUCUUCUUCUUCUUCUUCUUUUCGUUGUUGGUGAAAAUCAGUGUCGAUCAGCCAGGUCUUUUUCACUGGUAUGGUAUGAUACUGAAAACGAAAGCGAAACAAAUAUCAAAUUGCAGUAUGGAUGACGCCAUUGCUACACAUUUUCAAAA